Dendrobium catenatum is the source of this 860-nucleotide messenger RNA. Its product is annotated as probable magnesium transporter NIPA2. The record is from RefSeq and is a predicted model, not a curated record. Gene Ontology annotation, biological process: magnesium ion transport. NCBI's taxonomy places the organism in Eukaryota, Viridiplantae, Streptophyta, Magnoliopsida, Asparagales, Orchidaceae. Gene Ontology annotation, cellular component: membrane. Gene Ontology annotation, molecular function: magnesium ion transmembrane transporter activity.
GUUUUAUAGUUUACUCUUGUAUAGUCAUGCUCUUCGUGAUUAUCCUUGUUAUUAAAUUUGAGAAACCAUAUGGUCAAACAAACAUGCUGAUAUAUAUUGGAAUUUGCUCGCUUAUGGGAUCUCUUACGGUAAUGUGUAUCAAGGCUUUAGGAAUUGCCAUAAAGCUCACAUUCACAGGCAUGAAUCAAUUUAUUUAUGCUCAAACUUGGUUUUUCGCUGUUGUUGCAGCUCUCUGUUGUCUCAUGCAACUGAAUUACUUAAACAAGGCGCUGGAUAUUUUCAACACCGCUGUGGUAUCACCCGUCUACUAUGUGAUGUUCACUUUGUUCACUAUCUUUGCUAGCAUGAUUAUGUUUAAGGACUGGGACUCUCAAAAUGCAACCCAAAUAAUUUCAGAAAUCUGUGGUUUUUUCGUAAUUCUCUCAGGAACUUUACUUCUCCACAUGACCAAGGAUACGAGUGACACUUCUAACUCCGAGCAACCCAUUCUAUCUGAAACUGAGCUCCAAAACCCUUAAAACUCUAUAUAUAAUUGUUCUGUGGAAUUUUGUUCUUCACAUCCCCAUAUCUCACUUAACAGUAAACACUUUGACGAUUUUCUGCAUAGGGUAAAAAAGAGCCAGCCAGACAGAAAACUUUACUGUAAGCAGUUUUUUUGGGUUUAUACAAACGCAGAAUAGGAUAGCUGUGAGUUUAUUGUUCUUUGUAACUGAUGUACAUAAACCAUACAAUUUUAGCUAAGAGUUUUCAAUUUUGGUAACACAAAUAUCCGCACACAACCAGAAGGUUCUUUCUGGAUAGCUAUAUUGUAAUUUAACAGAGAUGAUAUUAUCUGGAAAGAGAUUAUUAUUUUUUUAUUU